GUUGACAUAACCACUUCUCGAGAUUCAUUGUGCAUUCCGUGUCCUCAAAUCCAUAUUGAACCUUAUUUAUAUGUUCCUCGAGCUAUUUUGCAACCACACAGCUAUCGAUCCGGAGCCAGCAAUUGCGAUUGCAUGCGUUGCAGCAACUCAUAAUACCCCGCCGUUCAACUUUGAGACCCUCUCACCUCACCUCACCUCACCUCACCAUCGACAACCAAACUGAGCGGAACCGCCACCGAGCGUGCGCAAAGACACACAUGGAGGCCGAAAUGUCAUCCGCCACCAAGGAGAUCCUCGGCCGCGUGCGGCAGCUGGUGCCGCCCAUGCUGGACAAGUUCCACAAGGGGCAGCAGGGCCGCAUCGCCGUCAUCGGCGGUAGCGAGGACUACACGGGCGCGCCGUACUUCUCGGCCAUGGCCAGCGCGAGGCUGGGGUGUGACAUGUCCCACGUGAUCUGCACCCCGGGCGCGGCAGCCGUGAUCAAGACCUACUCGCCCAACCUGAUGGUGCACCCCCUGAUGCGGCAGAGCCCCAGCCAGGGGUCCUCGGACCAGUCGGCGUCGAGCGAGCCCGCCGACAAGGUAGCCUCGCGCAUCAUCGACAUGCUCCCCCGGAUCCACGUGCUGGUCAUCGGCCCGGGGAUGGGCCGCGACCCGCUGAUGCAGGACACCGUCGCCCAGGUGGUCGCGGCCGCGCGGGGGCGGGACGUCCCCGUCGUCCUGGACGCCGACGCGCUGCAGGUCGUCAUGAGGGACCCGGGCCUCGUGAGGGGGUGGAGGCUCGCGGUGCUGACGCCUAACGUCGUCGAGUUCGGGCGGCUGUGCAAGGCGCUCGGGGUCGAAGAGAGGGUGAAGGAGGCUGCUGAAAAGGCUGGCGGUGGCGGGGACGACAAGAAGGAGACUGCGCGGGUCGAGGAGCUUGCGCGGGCGCUGGGCGGGGUCACGGUUGUGCAGAAGGGAUUUCAUGAUUUUAUUAGUGAUGGGGAGACGACUGUUACUGUUGACGUGCAGGGUGGCAAGAAGAGGAGCGGCGGGCAGGGUGAUACCCUGACGGGGAGCAUUGCUACGUUCCUGGGCUGGAGGACGGCGUAUAAGGAGGGUCUUUGGGACCAUGGCAACAAGCUGCCUGAGAAGGAGCUCGUGCAGCUGGCUGCAUUUGGUGGUGCUGCUGUUACGAGGGAGUGCUCCAGGCUCGCCUUUGAAAAGAAGGGGCGCAGUCUCCAGGCUAGCGACCUGACGGAUGAGGUUCACACGGCCUUCCUCAACAUCUUUGGCGAGGAUGAGCAGGAAUCGGGCGGAUCGAAGCUGUAGAAAGGUAAGGAGUGGCUAGCAUCUAACAAGACAACCAGCCUUGGAACCUGUGUGUUACGAGACACGACAAUGUGGAGACGUAUAGACUGUGUGCCGUUGUUGAUAACGUGGACAUUGAGCACCACGAGUGACGUGACCAACGCCGGAGCGAAACGCGCGCGCGAGUUUCGUGGGUCUGAAUGCCUAGAGUUUGCUCUAAGCCUAGGUAGUGUAGAGAUGUAUAAAUGGAUGGGCAAGGCAGCAUGUCUUGGAGUUGCCUCGGUCAG
Messenger RNA from Diaporthe batatas, 1576 nucleotides. Its product is annotated as NADHX dehydratase. The record is from RefSeq and is a predicted model, not a curated record. The transcript is spliced from 4 exons. NCBI's taxonomy places the organism in Eukaryota, Fungi, Ascomycota, Sordariomycetes, Diaporthales, Diaporthaceae. Gene Ontology annotation, molecular function: ATP-dependent NAD(P)H-hydrate dehydratase activity. Bases 258 to 1310 code for a protein of 350 amino acids. Gene Ontology annotation, biological process: metabolite repair.